Messenger RNA from Nycticebus coucang (slow loris), 5060 nucleotides. RefSeq names its product potassium inwardly rectifying channel subfamily J member 5 (gene KCNJ5). The transcript is spliced from 3 exons. Bases 253 to 1512 code for a protein of 419 amino acids. Gene Ontology annotation, biological process: potassium ion import across plasma membrane; regulation of monoatomic ion transmembrane transport. Gene Ontology annotation, molecular function: G-protein activated inward rectifier potassium channel activity. The record is from RefSeq and is a predicted model, not a curated record. Gene Ontology annotation, cellular component: plasma membrane. Lineage: Eukaryota; Metazoa; Chordata; Mammalia; Primates; Lorisidae.
GGCGAGCGCGCUCCAGCUGCUGUCGCUGGAGAAGGGAGUGACCGAAGGAGCCGGAGAGCGAAGGGACAGGAUGGCUCAGACGCCUCUGCUCUCGGGACCCCGCGGCAGAGAGAGGCGCUAGACCACCGCUAGUCGUAGGAUAAUGGCCAGGGCUGAGUGGUCCCCCAAGAAGCCCUGAAGUCCCUGCGCCAUCUCCCAGAAGUUAGCAUCGCUGGGACUUGGAAGCUCCGAUCUCAGCAAAGCACCCCCGUGAUGGCUGGCGACUCCAGGAAUGCUAUGCACCAGGACAUGGAGAUCGGAGUGGCUCCGUGGGACCCCAGGAAGGUCCCCAAGCAGGCGCGCGACUUCGCGCCGGUGGCCACGGACCGCACGCGCCUGCUGGUGGACGGCAAGAGGCCGCGGCAGCGCUACAUGGAAAAGAGCGGCAAGUGUAACGUGCACCACGGCAACGUGCGCGAGACCUACCGCUACCUGAGCGACCUCUUCACCACGCUGGUGGACCUCAAGUGGCGCUUCAACCUGCUGGUCUUCACCAUGGUCUACACCACCACCUGGCUGCUCUUUGGCUUCAUCUGGUGGCUCAUCGCCUACAUCCGCGGCGACCUGGACCAUGUGGGCGACCAGGACUGGAUCCCCUGCGUGGAGAACCUCAGCGGCUUCGUGUCCGCCUUCCUCUUCUCCAUCGAGACGGAGACGACCAUCGGGUACGGCUUCCGCGUCAUCACCGAGAAGUGCCCCGAGGGCAUCGUGCUGCUGCUGGUGCAGGCCAUCCUGGGCUCCAUCGUCAACGCCUUCAUGGUGGGCUGCAUGUUCGUGAAGAUCAGCCAGCCCAAGAAGAGGGCCGAGACCCUCAUGUUCUCCAACCACGCGGUCAUCUCCCUGCGCGACGACAAGCUGUGCCUCAUGUUCCGCGUGGGCGACCUGCGCAACUCGCACAUCGUGGAGGCCUCCAUCCGCGCCAAGCUCAUCAAGUCGCGGCAGACCAGGGAGGGCGAGUUCAUCCCGCUCAACCAGACCGACAUCAACGUGGGCUUCGACACGGGCGACGACCGCCUGUUCCUGGUGUCGCCCCUUAUUAUCUCCCACGAGAUCAAUGAGAAGAGCCCCUUCUGGGAGAUGUCUCGGGCUCAGCUGGACCAGGAGGAGUUUGAAGUCGUGGUCAUCCUGGAAGGCAUGGUGGAAGCGACAGGCAUGACUUGCCAAGCAAGGAGCUCGUACAUGGAUACAGAGGUGCUCUGGGGCCACCGAUUUACACCAGUCCUCACCUUGGAAAAGGGUUUCUAUGAGGUGGACUACAACACCUUCCAUGACACCUAUGAGACCAACACACCCAGCUGCUGUGCCAAGGAGCUGGCAGAAAUGAAGCGGGAAGGCCGGCUCCUCCAGUACCUGCCUAGUACCCCCCUGCCAGGGGACUGUGCUGAACCAGACCCAGAUGCAGAAACUGAGCAGGAGGGAGAGGAUAAGCCCAAGGGGCUGAGUGAGUCCCAGGAGUCCAGCGGCCCGGUGUGAGAGCUGCACUCUCAACCUCCCCUCACGGGCUUCUGUGAACACAAACCUUGCAGGGGGUUUGGGGGUGGGGUAAGAUAGCAAGUGUGCUGUUUAAGGGCUGUUUGGGGAGCAACAAUAUAUCCAGCCCUCCCAGCUGCGGGCUCAGGGCCUCCCUGAGGUCAGGACAGGUUUCCCCAAGGUGAACGUCAUAGGCUGGUGUCUGUCCUGUCUCUGCCAACUGGCACUGGAUCACUUCCUUCUUUGGCUCUCAUAGUCCCCUCUAGGGGCUGACACCUAGAGAGGGCUGUCACACCCUUCCUUAUUCCCACCACCUCAGGGCCUGUCCUGGAGUCAGAAAGGAGCAAUUCAGCCUAAAGGAAGCACAGCCCUCUGGGGUUAAGGUUCAUUCAAGUCAGCAGGCUUAAUUCCUUAUAAACCAGACCCCAAUGAUCAAUUAUUGAGCACUACAGGAUCUACAAUCCCAGUGAUCUCUAUAUCUGUGAAAUGGUUCCCUGUGCUGUGUUCUGCAAAUCCAAUGUAGCCUGUCAAUUAUCAGUCUUAGCAUGAAUCUCAGAAGGUGGCCUGGGGCCACAGAGCCUGCUGAGCACAAGCUUGGUGUCAGCCAGUCCCUGACAGCCCCACUCUCACUGUGUCCUGCACAUCCCACCAAAGGGAGAGCCCUGGCAGCUGGACCUUUUCUAGGACUUUACUGGCCCAAGCCCUUCAAAGUGCUUCUAACUUUCACCAUCGUGUUCUGUCACAGUCUCAGAGACCCUGUACUGUGGCCUAGGGAGAAAGCUGAGUUGCAGAGGGCAAGACAAGUCAAUGGCUCUGAGACAGGGAGGGCAGAGGGAAAGCCAGGAAGAUGUCAAAGUAAGCAUCUGCUCCAGUUGUUGCCAAGAUGCUCUGCUUCAGAGCUCAGCAUGCCUUUACUAUCAAGGCAAAUAAUGGGAUGUGAAUCAAAAGUGACAGGUGACUGCAAUGGCAGCCUUACUGUCAAGCUCAAGUUGAACAAACCCUGGGGUGGGUACUGAGAAUCCCCUGGGCACCCCUCCUGCAGCCAGGACUCCAACAGGGUGGACUGGGCAGAGAGGGCAGGAUGACACCCAGGGAAGGGAAGGAUCUGGUUGCCUACCCCAUCCUGGAAACACAGGGGUAAGGGGAGUCAGCAGGAAAAUUGGCAGGGGAGUGAUAAGAGAAACAUAGAAGACAAUCCUAAAAUCAGCAACUGCAGAGCCUUUGCUUUUAUAAUCUGGAGCCCAGGAGGAGUGCAGGAGGGCAGACAGUGCAGAUGGUGGGGGGUAGAGUGUGUGCUGGGACUUGGAGAAAGAAUUCAGGUGUUCCCAGGUACAGAAUUAUGUGGGCCUCACACAUGCAAUUUUCACAGCUAUCAAUUGGCCUUUGAAAAUGGAGGCAUAUCCCUGCCCUAGACACAAGAGUGCUUUGCCAGUAGGGGAAGCAGAAAGUUAGGGCAAUGGGGAGGCUUUGGGUGUCAGGCCCCCUCCCCUCAGGGUGGUGGGAGAGGCGGGAGACAGCCCCAGCUAGGCAACUGCCCCUAGUGGGUUGCCCACUGUGGGGACUAAGGGGGUCCUUGUUCUUGGCUCCUGGGCUGAACCUUCAGAGGUGGGGCCACAGAAGCAGUGGGCAAGCAGGGUCUUCCUAGCAGGGGCAGGACAGGCACUAUGGUUCCAGGCAUCCUUGUAGGUGAAACAGGCCUUGGAGGGAAGGGGAGUGGGUUGGCAUCCCCCUCACGGGGGAAAGGGAAACAGACAGCACCCCAGGGGGUGCAAUCAGGAGUCUGAGGCAGAGAGCCAGUGCUGGGCCUGGGUGCCUCGGGGUAGGGGCUACAGACGGAGCACUCAGGUUCUAAACCCCAGGGUCACUAGUAGCAAAACCAUGUGGACACCCCAUUCCCCUACCCCCAAUUGGGUCUAAAGCCUGUCUUAGAACCAUUCAGGGCUGAAGGGUUAUACCCGGAGGGUGGCAGCUAAGCAAGAACGAGAAGGCACCACAGGAAGCUGGCCUCACACCCACCUCCACUUACGACUCAGAAGCAUCCCCACUGGCCAGGGAUCUGCUUGCAGCUCUCUGACUCAGCCAGUGGCCUCUGUGAGCCAAAUCACAUCUCUCAGCCUGCUGCGGAAGCCACAGAAGCUACUGAAGAGAAGAAACCAGUACGGUUCUCAUCUAAAGCUCCCUGACAGGCCGCAGCCAAAAUAUACCAGAUUAAUAAAACGCGAAUUCCAGUGUGCCUCUUCUGCUUUCCAUCCUGGAGACUCAAACGCCAGAAGACAGCCCUUCAGAUCCCAAGGAAAUCCCUUUCUUAGUGACCAGUUGAUCCAACUAAAAGUUGACAAAUUCUUCAGAUCACUUAGUGGGAGUUCUUGAAUAAAUAUAAACUUAUUCAAAGUCUGAUGAUGGACAGAGCUUCAAGGGUCACUUUCAGUAAUUGUUCCUGUAUAAAAACCAUUCGCAGGCAGCAGUGACCUCUUCCGACAGGCCAUGGAGAGCUGAGCCUGGCUGCAUUGGGCGGUCACUGGUAACUCCCAUAGUCAGCAUCUCCAGUGUCCCAAAGCAGUCUCAGACCCUGAAAGUUUGGGGAGCUGACUUCCUGCCUUAAUGUUCACAUCUUUCCUCUCUGGAAAGACACCUGUAAGGGAGAAGGCUCAAGGAAUUAAGAAGACGGACGUUCCCACUAGUCCUCCUCUCUCCACCAGUCUGGCACCUGACAGGUGUGGUUGCCAUCACCCAGGGCAGAAUAUGCAGGGCCCAUGGCUCUCCCCUGCAGACGGUGCCCCUGUCGGGCUCCUAGACAGCCAGAGAACUCACUGCCGCUGCUUCAAUAUCCCAGCUCGAGCACUUAUUGUGAUGGAGGAGAGGUGCCAGGUCAGUCUAGGGAGCUCCUUCCCUGCUCAGAGUCUGUAACCACGGCACCCUCUGUCACACUCCCUGUCCCAUGGCUUGUCUCCCAGACCACCUCAGCCUGUGUCCCCUGUGAGGUGAGAGCCAGAGAAACUUAGAUUGCUUGCACUGAAGUCGCCGAAACCCCAAAGUUACCCAAUGUCUUUUAGAACUAUGCCCAGCAAAUGCCUUCACCAGCCUAGCAGUAACCCACCUGCUGGCACCUGUGGUGUGAACCACCUGCUGGGCACCUGCCGUGUGCCUGUGGGCAGAUUGGGGACAACCAGGCUGGUCAGUCUGCUCAAGGCCACAUGUAGUAUAUAAGAGGAAAGACUUUGGGGCCAAGCACCUCCCAAACGGGCCUCCUCCUAUGGCGCUCUGGUGUCCGUGGCCCCCGGAGCCCUGGGAUCAUGUGCCUGCCACAGAGCCUCAGCUGCCACCCACAGCCACGAGCUCCAGCAGCAGGAUAAGGGGCAAACACCUUUUGCUGAUUUCCAGAAAACUAGUGAGCUGUGAAAAAGGAUUAGACGUACUUCCGGGGAGAAGCCCGUGACACUGUCCUGGCUGCUUUCUGCUAACGACAUCUCCUCCCACGCCUGUGUUAAAUCCCCUUCUCCCUGUAGGAUUUGCCAGUCUUCUUAUGAUAAAGAACAUCACUGCACUGCUGA